AUGGGCGACAUCGAAGCCAACGAGAAGUCCAUCGCCGUCCACAGUCUUCCUGGUGGCCGUUCUGUCUCACCCGUGAAUAUAGAGGAGCGACGAGCUUCGGUAACUUCUACCUCAGCUGCGAAGCGGAUCCUCGAGCACAGCAACGAUGCCGAUGAGGCCAUGAAGGCAUUCGCCUCGGGCGAAGUCGUCGAGAUCGACGAAGCCACCAACAAGCGUCUUCUGCGCAUAAUUGACUGGCAUCUCAUGCCGCUGCUCUGCGUCAUCUAUGGGCUGAACUACCUCGACAAGACGACCUUGUCGUAUGCCAGCAUCAUGGGCAUCAAGACCGACAUCAAUCUCGUGGGUGAUGACUACCAGUGGCUCUCUAGCAUGUUCUACUUUGGGUAUCUGGCCUGGGAGUAUCCCACAAAUCGACUGCUGCAGAGACUCCCGCUUGCCAAAUAUUCUGCCUUCUGCGUCGUCGCUUGGGGCACAGUGCUGGCCCUAUUUGCAACAGUCUCCAACUUUGGCGGCGCUGUUGCUAUUCGAUUCUUUCUGGGAGUUAUGGAAUCUGCCGUCACGCCAGGUUUCGCCCUGUUCACUUCCCAAUGGUACACGAAGCGCGAGCAAGGUACCCGCACGGGCUUCUGGUUCUCCUUCAACGGCUUCGGCCAGAUCUUCGGCGGUCUCGUCGCGUAUGGGAUCGCCGUCGGCGCUCGCAAGCACGGUACGGCCAUCGCACCCUGGAAAAUUGUGUUCCUGGUCAAUGGCUGCCUGACCGCUGUGUUGGGAAUUGUGUUUUUCUUCGUCAUGCCCGACAACCAGCUCAAUGCGCGGUGGUUGAAGCCUCGCGAUCGGGUGCUGGCCGUCGAAAGGGUGAGAGUCAACCAGCAGGGUAUCGGCAACAAGCACUUUAAAUGGUAUCAGUUGCAGGAAGCCUUGCUGGACCCACUGACCUGGGCGUUCACCUUCUACGCCCUUACAGCGGAUAUUCCAAACGGAGGCAUCAGCAACUUCUUCUCACAGUUGAUCGUAUCCUUCGGUUAUACGCCCGAGCAGUCUCUCCUCUACGGCACGCCUGGCGGCGCCGUUGAAGUUGUUUCUCUGAUGUUCUGUGGCUGGCUUGGCGAUCGCAUCGGCCAACGAAUCCUCGUCUCAAUGGGUGGCUUGACGGUUGCACUGGUUGGCAUGAUUCUCAUUGUCGCCCUACCCCUCAGCAACAACGCGGGGCGGCUUGCGGGCUACUAUCUAACUCAAGCAUCUCCAACUCCCUUUGUGGCUUUGCUCUCCCUGAUCUCCACCAACGUCGCCGGCUACACCAAGAAAACGACAGUGGCCGCACUAUAUCUCAUUGGGUAUUGUGUGGGUAACAUCAUAGGGCCCCAGACAUUUAGACCAUCCGACGCUCCUGAAUAUAGGCCUGCAGAGAUCACCAUCAUUGUUUGCUGGGGCACGUGCCUCCUUGAUCUCGCUUUCAUUUGGUGGUAUUGCAGGAGGAUGAACAAGCAGAAAGAGAAGCAGAGGUCCGAGCCUGGAUAUGUCAAGCUGGAGAAUCAGGAGUGA
This is a messenger RNA of Cladophialophora psammophila CBS 110553, 1542 nucleotides long. RefSeq lists its product as uncharacterized. NCBI's taxonomy places the organism in Eukaryota, Fungi, Ascomycota, Eurotiomycetes, Chaetothyriales, Herpotrichiellaceae. The record is from RefSeq and is a predicted model, not a curated record. Gene Ontology annotation, molecular function: dipeptide transmembrane transporter activity; allantoate transmembrane transporter activity. Gene Ontology annotation, cellular component: plasma membrane. Gene Ontology annotation, biological process: allantoate transport; tripeptide transport; dipeptide transport. The coding region runs from base 1 to 1542 and encodes 513 amino acids. The transcript has 3 exons.